UAUAAAAGUAUUCCGGUGUUUAGCAUUCAGAGUUUAAACAAUUUAUUCCUCAACCCACUUAACUACAGAUACAAAGUAAAAGUUGUUGUUCUUUACCAUAAAAGUAUUCCGGUGUUUAGCAUUCAGAGUUUAAACAAUUUAUUCCUCAACCUACUUAACUACAGAUACAAAGUAAAAGUUGUUGUUCUUUACCAUAAAAGUAUUCCGGUGUUUAGCAUUCUGAGUUUAAACAAUUUAUUCCUCAACCCACUUAACUACAGAUACAAAGUAAAAGUUGUUGUUCUUUACCAUAAAAGUAUUCCGGUGUUUAGCAUUCAGAGUUUAAACAAUUUAUUCCUCAACCCACUUAACUACAGAUACAAAGUAAAAGUUGUUGUUCUUUACCAUAAAAGUAUUCUGGUGUUUAGCACUCUGAGUUUAAACAAUUUAUUCCUCAACCCACUUAAAGCAUGAAACAGUGAAAGAGUCUUAUUUCACCAGGCGAAUUUAUGGCUAGUUAAGUCCUCAAGAAGCUGCUUUAAUGAUGGAAACAAUGGCUAAGAAAAACUUUAUAGCGUAUCAAGCAUAAGCCAUAUGUUGUGUAAGCCAGAAAAAGAGUACUGGCAGUAGCGUUUAUAAAGCUCGUAGAUACAUCUUUAGCCAGCUGCAGUCAUUAUUGAAGUGAACCAUGAUACAACAAUAGAGUAAACUCAACUUUUUACAAGCCCACCAACACAUUGAUGGGAAGGAGAAACAAAUCCGCACACAUUCACUAUUUUGGCCUCUGGGAUGUUUAAAGACAGGCAGACGAGCGAAGAAAUGUUAUCCUGUCAACUGCUGGAGUUUUAUAACCUUGUUAUCCGAUCAAGACAGGGGUAGUAAUAGAAGGGUAGUGCCCUAACCUACUUUUUUGGCUCCAAAUUAACCUGAAAGACAUAAACAUAACAUAAACAUGAUACCAUUCCCCAGAAAUUGACAUCUGGAAAAUAAUUCACCUUCACCCAGGUGAUUGUGGAAACUAUAAUUUAUCAACUAGAAUAAGAGACAAAGCAAUGCACUUUGCCAAAUUAAAGACAAGUUUUACAGUGUCAAAUCUGCUCCAUAUGAUUUAGAGUUCUCUGAGGAUUCCAUUUUCAAUGCAGCAAACAGCAGAAGAUAAUCAGCAAAACCUAAAGAAUAUAGUGGUUGGAGAUCCACAAUUAUUUUCAUUUCUUUAUUAUCUUUUCUUUGGAUGAAAGAAGGUAAGGUUUUCUUUGCAUUGUGUAAAAGAUUCAGUAGUGAACCUAAAUAUUAUACCACAGUUACUUCAUCCAUAAGGUCAUUGUGGUUUUAAAAUACUUUUACAAACAAACUUACCUCCCAUAUAUGAAUCAUCGUCAACUGCAACAAAAUUAAAUUUUUUUAAAUCCCUUAUAAACGCAUUGUUUAAAUUUCAAUAUCCUACACUACUGUGGAGAUACUUCUCGAGUACACAAUUUAAUUGUAAUUUUGUAUAUUUUAGUAUUAAAAUUCUAAGAUGGAAAACAAAUGGAAUAAUCAAUAGUAAAUGAAUUUUGUUUGAAUGAAAUGGGUGAACACUACUGCCAUGUAAUGUUGAUUACGUAUAAUCAAUAGAUAAGACAAGCUCAAUAAUUUGUUAAUGAAUGUCUAAUGAGAUAUACUGUAACAUGUAGAAGCUCUGUAGCACUUGUGACAUAUGUCUAUUCAAGAAAAAUGAAUGAUACAAAUAGUAUAAAAUACAAGAUUCUCAUUGCCCACAAGGAGAUUCCUAAAAGAGGUCUCCAUGUAUUUGAAGAAAAACUCAAGAACAGAUAUGAGCUGAUACUGAGUGAAACCAAAGGUUCUCCCAUCCCCACUCGAGAAACUCUACUGAAUGACAUCAGAGGCGUAGAUGCAGUGUUGUGGUAUGGGCACAUACGAGUCGAUGAAGAAAUGAUACAUGCUGCUGGUAAACAACUGAAGGUGGUAGGCAGUAUGGGGGCAGGUUAUGACCAUUUAGAUGUGGAAACGCUGAGGAAACACAACAUCAAAGUGAGUAACACUCCUAAUGUGUUGAGUUGUGCUGUGGCUGACAUGGCAAUCGGCCUGGCACUCGCCGUAUCACGCAACAUCUUGCAAGGGCACAAUGCAAUUCUUGGAGACAAGUGGAUAGUGAAUCACCCUGCUUGGAUGUGUGGUCCUGCACUGGAAGGGUGCACAGUUGGAAUUGUUGGUUUGGGUGCGAUUGGUUCUAAAAUAGCUCGCAGGAUCAGGACUUUCGAUAUCAAUAAGUUACUUUACAACACUAGACAUCAGCGUCCAGAAGCUGCUGAUCUGGGAGCAAAGUACGUUUCCUUGGACCAACUGCUUGUGGAGAGUGACUUUGUGUUUCUCACAGUCCCCAUCACUCCUGAGACUAAAAACUUGCUCAACUUGGACAAGUUUAAGAAGAUGAAAUCAACAAGCAUCAUUGUAAAUGUUGCAAGAGGAGAAGUUAUUAACCAAGAUGACCUGGUGACUGCACUCCAGAGCAAGAUGAUCGGAGGUGCAGGUCUGGACGUGAUGACUCCAGAACCUUUGCCUCCUGACCAUCCUCUCACCAAACUGCCUAAUGUUGUGCUAUCUCCUCACAUUUCUGGAGCUACUUUCCGAGCAAGAGAAGCCAUGGCCGUGCUAGCAGCAGAGAACAUCUGUAACGCUCUCAACGAUCAAGAGCUCAUCACUCCAAUUCUAUAAGUUUUGAAACAGGACAAAUUGUGCUGCAUAGGCUUGGACUAGCGACCGUGGCUCCACUACCAAUUGACCGGACUUCUGACCUACGUAACCACAGCCUGCAAGAACUAAUCAGUGUAGUUUUGGAAAUACACUCUAUAGUUCAGAGAAAAAUUAACUGUUUUAACAUAAUAUGUUUUAAUUAAAUUUUUUUUUUUUAAGAAUAAA
Molecule: messenger RNA, 2898 nt
Organism: Homalodisca vitripennis (glassy-winged sharpshooter)
Lineage: Eukaryota; Metazoa; Arthropoda; Insecta; Hemiptera; Cicadellidae
Product: glyoxylate reductase/hydroxypyruvate reductase-like
Exons: 11
Coding region: 1630-2694 (354 amino acids)
Cellular component (GO): cytosol
Molecular function (GO): glyoxylate reductase (NADPH) activity; NAD binding; hydroxypyruvate reductase (NADH) activity
Source: RefSeq, a predicted model, not a curated record